UCAGCUCCUCAGAAAAGAAGUGACAUUAUUGUUUUAAUAUUAAAUAGCUUUCCCUGUUGCUGGAAAAAUGUGGAGGCCUGCUACCUGCAGACAUGCACAGUCAUUCAUUCAUUCAUUCAUUUAGUCAUGGAAACUGUAGUUUUAACAAGACAUAAUAGUGGGAAUAGUGAUAAUAAUGUAAGCUGUGAAUGUGAUUGAGUCCAGUUUAUUUUCAAUGACAUCCCUGUCAAGAUACUGUCAAAUUUUACACGGUUGUUUCUGCACAAUAUGAACAAAGAAGCAAAGCUAGGAAAAAAAAAACUUCCUUUCCCAGCAUGCUCCGGCGCAGGGCAUGCCUGUGAUGUCACAAUAAGUAUAUAUACGGCAACUGGGAAGAAUUUCUUCCUCCAUUGUUACAUUGUAACAAACGGGGCCGGGGCGAAACUGGGAGAAAGGCGUCUUCUCGUCCCAACAUUUGCAACAUUUUUGAAACCAGUCGUUAAAUAAAAAAGAAGCCAAAAUCCGCGUUAAUGCGAGAAGACAAGAAGUAAGCACCGCCGACUGAACCCGCCCCGGUGAGAGAAAAAGGAUAAACGAACACAGAUGUCAGCGGAUUUCUCCAUCGCCAAGCAUUUCAAGCCUUUUACAUCAGGAAGAUAAGACAUUCGGCUGAUUUACAUUAUUCAUGUUGCACCGAAAAUGUUGGGAAAUCAACUAAUCAUAUGACGUCCCUCUUUCUGCCGUGUGUCCUUUAAAUAGAUAGGCAUGCAACAUUUAAAUAAAACCCGCAGGUCUAAUAGACAAGCUCCUGCUUUCUUCGUGAUCUUUCAGUGUGCAGAACAAUGAGCAUGGAGCUUAAGUAGCCUCAUAUAGUCAGAUAUAAGUGUUGCAAAUUAACAAGCUCUUACCCAGAUUACUUUAGGUUACCAUUGGCUGCAGCCUGGAUCUCGGUUUUGGUUCAGGAAAAAAGAGAAAGCAACCAAUUGGGCGUUGAAAGAUUGAUGUGCAGCUCACAUUGGAAAGAAACAACCUACGAGUUGGUUGGAAUAAGGGUCCCUGUUUCUGCCCCAGACACCGAGUUUCCAUGGAGGCAGGUUCGUCCCUCAGCCUCAAACGAAGAUAUGAAGAGGUGGACAACAGCUCUCCAUUCUCUACAUCUAAAGACUCAGACGAUGACAUCUCCAGCAGUGACAGUGCAGACAGCUGCGACAGCCUCAACCCUCCUUCCAGCACUGCAUUUACCCCCACCUCCAUCCUCAGACAGCACAAGCCGUCCCCGGGGGGGAAACGGGUUCGCUUUGAUGUUGUGACGGUGUAUUACUUUCCCCGGCGGCAGGGAUUCACUAGCGUGCCCAGCCAGGGGGGUAGUUCCCUGGGCAUGGCCCGUCACCACUCCUCCAUCAGACACUACACGCUGGGCGAGUUUGCACGGGAACAGGAGACGAGCCACCGGCACACUCUACGCCAGCACCUGCGCCAAGAGAAGCUCAAUGCCCGAAAGAUGAAGCUGACAAGAAACGGCACAGUGGAGUGCGCUCAGGCAGACCUGCUGACUCUGGAGGACGUAUCAGACGAGGACCUCGACGUGGACGGGGUGGAGGUGGACGACUGUUUCUUCCUCCAGCCGCUGCCCACAAAGCGCCGCCGAGCCCUCCUGCGAGCCUCGGGCAUCGCACGCAUAGACGCACGAGAGAAGGCUGAGCUCAGAACCAUCCGCCUCUCCAGGGAGGAAUGCGGCUGCGACUGCCGCUUGUACUGCGACCCUCGCCACUGCGGCUGCAGCCAAGCUGGUAUUAAGUGCCAGGUGGAUCGAAUGUCAUUCCCAUGCGGCUGCUCUCGGGACGGCUGCGGCAACGUAGCCGGCCGCAUCGAGUUCAAUCCUCUGCGUGUCAGGACUCACUACCUGCACACCAUCAUGAAGCUGGACCUGGAGAAGAGGAGGAUGCUGAUACAGGGGAAUGGGGACCAGUAUGCCGAAUCCGACCAGAUGUCCUCGCCCUCCUCCACUUGCCCCACUUCACCGGACCUAUCGUCAGUCACCGGCCUGGACUCUGAGCUGGAGGAGAGCGAGGUGCAGACGGUGGUGGAGGUGCAGGAUCUCCUGGCUGAGCAGGACAUCCUGGAGCGAGAGAACGAGACAGCUGUGCUGCACCUGCAGAGCGCGGAGGAGCAGGAGAGGAGGGAGAGGGAGGAGGCGGACGGGGAGGCGGAGCUGGGCGUCGGAGGUCUCACGGAGCAGCCUCUCUGCCUCCUGCCCGCUGCCUUGGGAGGGGAGCAGACGGAGGUGCCCGGUGUGGAGCAGGUCCUCCUGCAGGGGCCGUUCCCCACAGGGGCCACGGUGCUCUGCAUCACUGACAACCAGGAGGAGAGUCCCUCUGACCUCCUCAAAGACUCCACCUCUCUGCUCUACUAUCAGCUCAGUCCCAUAGAGCCUGGAGCCUUCGAGACCCUGCCCAGGGCGGAGGAGGUGCAACAGGAGGAGCGCUUGGUGAGAGAUUCAGGAGGAGGUGAACAGAAACAAGGAAGAGAGGAGUCGAAGGAUGAUAAGCCUGAAGAGAUCACCUGCAGGCAGAGUUUGGGCAAGCCUUUGACCAAUGUGAUUCUGUGCUCAGAGGAGUGCGUGGCGGUGGUGGAGGAGAAGCCCUCGACUCCCCAGCAGAGCCUCCCUGACGUGCAGUGCCAACGGGAGUCAUGCUUGGAUGGAGAAGUUAAUCCACUGCCUCCUGAAGUUUAGUUCUAGCUUCUCUGCAGAUAUUUUGCACAAUAGCUUCAUCUAAGAUGAAAAAAAAAAUACACAUUUCACAUUUAUUACUGCUAUCAUCAAGAAUAUUACAGGUUGCAAUCUCUUGUAGUGACUGUCAGUGAAUUAUGUGGAGAAUGAGCUUGAGUAUUACAAUACACGAGGGAGGGGGGAUGCUGAAAGCACAUACAGAUCACUCCCCAGAAGUAAUAUGGAUGCAGUUACAAGGAACCAUUGUAGGUAAUUCUGUUGGGGGUGAUGAAUGCGGCCUUAAUGGAAAAACAUAAAAACACUUGUGUGUAGGAGUCGUUUGUUGAUGAGAAAGUACAGCAAGUAGUGUUGUUAAUUUCCAACGUAGCGAACAGAAAACACAAUGUGUGAAUGCUGACAUAAGCCUUUUGUUUGGUGAUGUAUAAAGCUAUCAACACUAAACACAAAUCCUUUUGCGGUGCGUGAGAAGCUGGUGACUUUAGAUACUUACUGGCUCAAUUUCCAUUACGGCAAACUUGUGCUGUAGUCAAGCCAAAUGAAGGCCUCUGAUAGUAUCCUCCGCUGAAAAAUAGACCUAAUAAUCCUGGAAAUACUUGUUUUUGUGUACUGUAUAUGCAUUUGCGAUGUGCAAGACAGAGCCGAGGUUGCUGCUUUUUUUUUUUUUGACCUGUACGCACAUUGUGAACUGAGGGCAGCGAGUGUUGUGGCUCUGCUGUAAUGAAGGUAAACCAACACAGAGCAGCAGGCUGACACUGGCCUUAGUUGUUGUCUUGCUCACCUCGGGCUGCUUGUGCAAAUGCAGUCGGUUUGUCAGCAAACACCUAGUUUACGUGUAGUUACAAUGCCUAUGAUAUUACUUAUUAUUUCUUUGAGUAACGUGUCUUUUGUGAAUUAGAUGCUGUUGAUUUAAAGUCCUCACAGUCUUUUUUUUUUUUGAGUGAAAGGAAAAUGUUAUUUCUUUCAUACUGCUACACUGUAAAACCAUGUAGUCAGUCGUGUCAAGUUACGAUGAAAUGCCAGAAUAGAUCUUCCCAGUCUGCUUUGCUUUUAAUGAGUUAUACUGUGAGGAAGAGAUGAUUCUAAAUCAAGUCAAAUUCCAUAUGAAGAAAAUAGCAUUUAAAGAGUCAGAAAGAGUAGUUAUACAAAUGUGAUGUUACUAAUUUAUGAAACAGAUUGACAACAACCUGAAUUUGUAUAUUUUAUGUUCAAUCUGUACAGCGUGUGUGUGUGUGUGUGUGUGUGUGUGUGUGAGAGAGAGGUUGUGUAUGCAUCUGUGUGUGCAUGUACACAUGUAUGUACUGUAAUAUGAAAAGUGGGAGGGGUAGUAUAUUAGUGAGGAUACAUAUUUUAUUCCUGAAAGGUGCUGAUGUUACAGAUUUACAAUUCACUGUUUUUUCUCCCCACCAUCAUGAGAAAUAUGGGGAGCACUUUAUAAUAAUCAUUGUUGAUAAACGGUAACUUCAUAGUUAAUUGAACAAGGAAAUAAUAAUGAAAAAUGAUUAGUAACUCUAUAACAGUUUAUUGUUGCACACCUUAAUACAUUUUACACAUAUUAUAUUUCUAUUCAGGUUAACAGUGUUCCAACUUCUUUUGAAUGUAGUUGUAGUUUUGUUAGUUGUUAAUAAUUAUGAUAAUUAUAUUAGUUUGACAGUUAAUAUUUUCUUAAUGGUUGAUUAUUAUAAACAUAUAUUAUAAAGUUGCGACUAAUGCUUAUGAUACAACCCUGAUUCCAGAAAUGUUGGGGCAUAAAUAAACAGAAUGCAUCACAUUUCGAAUGUAUAUUUUCAGUUUGAACAUGAAAUAUAUUCACCUUUCAAUUGAAUAUAUAUCACAAAGCGUUAAUGAUCACAUUCUGAUUUAUUUACAUUUAAGACGAAGUCCCGAGUUUUGUGGAAUCUGGGUUGUAAUCAAUUAUUAAUUAUGAAGUGGUUUAAAAAGCAUCAUUAGUUUUGCCACAUUAAAUCUUUUAUUCAUGAUCAUAAAAGAGUGGUUAAUUGUGCACCAAUGAUGUCUAUAUAAUGUUAUAUAAAGUAUUAAUUAAUCAUUUAAUUAUAAACAUCAGUGGCACCUUUAUAAUAGCCAUCCAAAUAAUGUUUAUAUAUGGUUUACAAAUCAAUUUGUAAUCAUAAAUAAAUACUUUAUAUAGUAAAUAAAAUGCUAUAAUGUGUGCAACAAUAAGCUGUCGAAUAACAUAUAAUGGUAAAUAGAGUACACUUGUAUAUCGCCUUUAUCCAAAUCGCUUUACACUACACACUACAGUCAUUCACCCGUUCACACACACGUUCAUACUGUGUUUGUUAUCAUUUUAUUGUUUGUAAAAUAACUUCAAUGAUGGUUAUUAUAAAGUGCUUCUGAAAUAUAAUUUUGAGGAGCUGUUUCUCGAUGACUGACGUAAGAAGUCAAAUGUUGGAGAGCCUCUUGUAGGAACGCGAUAGCUACUGCACUGCAAAUCACUAAUGUGGCGAACCUGGAAUGGGGAGUUUUGUCAUUGAGUAUGUAAAUGCAAUCGUAUAACAUUUCCUGUCUUUAAAUGUCCUUUUUAAGCUAUGUCUGAUUAAUACUGAUCUGCGUAAGUGUGCCGACUCUUCUUACACAAAAUCAGUCCUUUGUUUUGUUGCCUGAAAUUACAGCUGUUGCUUCAGUGACGGCUCGCCAAACACAGGAUAUGCUGCCGUGUAUGAGAUGUCUGAUGUAUUUCUUUGCCUUUUUUUAAUGUCUUAAUAUAAAUCUGCUUAAGAGUUGCACCAAAGCAGUGGUUUCAAACCUAAUUAGAUGAUGCUUUCAACCAUCAGAUUUUAACAAAGCGGUCUCCUGUAGUCAUUGUGAGGAUCUAGAUUUAUUGUGGCCCUUUGUGUUCGCGUGACUUGCCUUGAAAUAGUACCAUCUUUAAAGUGAUGGUGAUUAAAAGCUGCCUAUUGUUGAGCUUUUGUCCUUGGCUUUCUACUAAUAGACUUGGGUUUGGGACCACUGCAUCAAAUUAACUCCAGUACACUAUGUGAUUGUGUGUUUCUCUGUGUGGAAGGGGUGUGUGACUAUUGAAAAGACUGAUAAGUUUAGACUUCAUCUAAAAGCUGUGAGAACUACUCUCAUGCUAACUGUUGCCUAAAGUGGACAAAAAGGUUUUUUAUACAAAAAUAAAAACAAUAAAACUGUCAUUUAAAAAACA
Centropristis striata (black sea bass) is the source of this 5876-nucleotide messenger RNA. RefSeq names its product cysteine-serine-rich nuclear protein 2 (gene csrnp2). The transcript has 5 exons. Lineage: Eukaryota; Metazoa; Chordata; Actinopteri; Perciformes; Serranidae. Gene Ontology annotation, cellular component: nucleus. Bases 1064 to 2713 code for a protein of 549 amino acids. Gene Ontology annotation, molecular function: DNA-binding transcription factor activity, RNA polymerase II-specific; sequence-specific DNA binding. Gene Ontology annotation, biological process: regulation of transcription by RNA polymerase II. The record is from RefSeq and is a predicted model, not a curated record.